This is a messenger RNA of Armigeres subalbatus, 8497 nucleotides long. RefSeq names its product myotubularin-related protein 13 (gene Sbf). Lineage: Eukaryota; Metazoa; Arthropoda; Insecta; Diptera; Culicidae. The transcript has 9 exons. The record is from RefSeq and is a predicted model, not a curated record. Gene Ontology annotation, molecular function: guanyl-nucleotide exchange factor activity. The coding region runs from base 1188 to 7256 and encodes 2022 amino acids. Gene Ontology annotation, cellular component: cytoplasm; membrane.
CAGGAAGCCAUCAGAAAUCAAAAGGAGCCAGAGCAGAAAGAAAAGUAGUUAUGAGCGAUUCGGUCGGUCGUUGAAAAGUGCUGUGUGACUAGGCAAAUCGGUCGUUUUUCUGUGCCGUGUCGUCAGGAAAAUGUCCUCGAACCCGCAGUGCUCAAAUUGCUAAUUGUGUAGCCAUCGGAAUCGUGUGAUUUGCGUGAAAAUUCGCACCCAAAGUUUCAAUCCAUCGCACAUUAGGUAUUGGACUGAGAAGUUUGCCACAAGAAAGGAAAAACGGGUGAAAAAAGAAAGGCGAUUGUUUCCCUCACCACCCUUCCCCACAAAACUGCGGGAGCUGUUUUUGUGAGUGCAUUUAGCUGGCUGACGGUUCUUGUGUUUGGGUGGGGUGCUCCGCCGAUUCGUCCACCUGCCGUUGCGUUGUUGUCGUCGCCGUCACUGUCGACAACGUUCCUGUGGGAGGUUUACGACUGCGGUAGCGGUGGCGGGCGCAACACGGAGUGGUUUAAUAUUUAGAUUUUCGGUGUGCAUUUCUGGGGUGCGGUCCCAAAAAUAAGAACGUAUCGCUAUCCGUGUUUCGGGGCUAUCCCGGUCGCGACUGUGUAUAGGAGGGAAAUGAAAUUGUCCUGUUGCUGCGGUUUGUUACUUCCUGAAUGCUGUACUGCUUGAUUACUGAUGGUAGUGCUUGUCGCUGCAGAAUUGAGACGGUUCAAAAUUGAUUAUCAGCUCUUUCAAAAGUGAUUAAAAUCGAAUGGCUUUCGUCCGGGUGUGCAGUUCAAGUGGUAUAAAAAAUUUCAAUCAAAUCGAUGAAGAUCUGCUGGAGAACCAGUGAAAAAAUCGGAGUGAGUUAGAUCAUGAAAAAGAUGGUUGAUAUCCGUUGACAUAUUCUUCGAUGGUGAAUGUAUUCGUCGUCGCCGUUCAUGUGCCGUAUGUGCAGGAGGAAUUAACAGCAUAAUCAUUUCAUGACCCACGAGAGAAAAAAAAGUAGAAGAAGGUCACAAACCGAGAAGAACGAAUUCGGAGUGCUCUGCAGUGUGGAAGAUCCAGCGAAAAAAGCAAGUGGAAUAGCCGAAGGAAGAGGCAAACGGGCACGCACUAUCAAUUACAAAGCGCGUAGCAUAGUGCGGCAGCGGUGGACGAGAUUGUAGACGUGUUUCGAUAGGGAGAAACAGAAAUCUCCGUCCACCACAGAAAUGUCACGGCUUGCCGAUUACUUUGUGAUUGUCGGAUACGAUCACGAGAAAGAACGGACUGGAUCUCGCACUGGAAAAAUCCUGCAGCGUUUCCCGGAAAAGGAUUGGUCUGAUACUCCCUUCAUCGAAGGCAUUGAAUGGUUCUGUCAACCUCAAGGCUGGUCGCUGUCCACAGUUCGCCAGGAGCCCCAGUUUUUUGCUUCGGUCCUUACGGACAUCGAUGCGAACCGUCACUACUGUGCUUGUCUUUGCUUCAAUGAGACAAUCGCCAUCACCCCCAGUAAGCCCAUUGAUGAGGAAGAGGAAGAUGAGAACCUUUCGCCUACUAGCAGAGCCAUGUUAGCCACCUCCAGUGGACCACCGUCCAUAACGCACCACAGUAUCAUGUAUGCACCGAAAUGUUUGGUGAUAGUCUCCCGGUUGGACUAUAUCGAGACGUUCCGAAACUGUCUCGGAACGAUCUACACAGUGUACCUCGAGAGCCUGAAGUUCCACUUGCAUCAUCUUAUCGGGAGUAUAUUGGGAUGUAUUCAGGUUCCUCCGCCCGGGGGACCACAGGUCCGUUUCUCCAUAGGCGCAGGCGACAAACAGGUCCUCCAACCACCCGUUUCACCAACCAUCCCCGUAACUGGAUCCUGCGUUAGCCUUCUCUUUCAUCAGCUUGGGAUAAAAAAUGUGAUGCUGCUAUUCUGCGCAGUCAUGACCGAGCACAAAAUUCUCUUCCAUUCAACGAGCUAUUCCCGGCUUACCGAUAGCUGUCGAGCUCUGACCGCUCUGAUGUAUCCAUUCCGCUACAGUCAUGUGUACAUUCCUAUCCUGCCAGCGUCGCUGGUAGAAGUAUUAUCCACACCGACGCCUUUCAUCAUGGGUAUCCAUAGCUCGAUGCAAACGGAAGUGACCGAGGUGCUCGAUGUGAUCAUAGCUGAUCUGGAUGGUGGAUCGAUCCACAUUCCGCAAUCUUUGGUGCCACCACCGGCCGAACUACCCAAGGCACUGCGGGAAUCCACAGAAAACGCACUCCAGCAAGUUUUGCACCCGGAGCUGACGCGGGCCGAUUUGGCCUUCCCACCGAACAACAUCAACAAUAACGGGUAUAAUUUUCGGGAACAGAAGAGCGAUGAAAUUCUAGACAAGGAAAUACGGGCGGUGUUCAUGCGGUUGUUUGCUCAACUACUACAAGGCUAUCGUUCUUGUCUGACAUUAAUCAGGAUAAAUCCUAAGCCAAUCAUUCAGUUUCACCGGGCGGGUUUCCUGGGAGCGAGAGAUCUGGUGGAUUGUGAUUUCUUGUCACGGGUAUUGGACAGUAUGUUCUUCACGGGAUUCGUGACGGAGCGAGGACCACCUUGGAGACCGUGCGACGCAUGGGAUGAGCUGUACAGUACAAUGAACGAUUUGCUCAAGCAGGAGGCGCAAGAUCCCCACCAAGUUUUGGUACACAUCCAGGAGCUGGGUAAACAGCUGUAUACCAAUGAGAAUCCAAGUCCGCAGCCAUAUCAGCAAAAGGUACUGCGGCCGCCGGAAGGGGCAUUCGCUCGAAUACAUCAACCACCUAUGCCUUUGAUCGAUUCACAAGAAGUUCAAAACGUGAUCAACGAAGGAUUAGCAGCAAAUGAUCUGCAGGCGAGAUUGCAGACCAUUCGACCGCCACAGAGAAUAGUGCCAAUGGGACCAUAUCUGAAACCUGUACUUGAACUGCGACCAGUGGUAAACAACAGCGCUAGAAAGUUGGAAGUGUUGAAAAACUGCAUUAGCUGCAUCUUCGACAACAAAAUUACGGAGGCAAGGAAAAGUUUCCCGGCCGUAUUAAGGAUACUGAAACAACGUGACGCUAGGUUAACGCUUUGUAGGGAGCUAGCAAAGAUAGCUCAUGGGAACAAACAACUAGACCAUCAGCAGUUCGACUUAGUGGUUAAACUCAUGAAUCGAGCCCUACAGGAUGAUUCAUCUAAGGAUGAAUACGGAGUUGCGGCAGCACUACUUCCGCUAUCGACAACAUUCUGUCGGAAACUUUGCACCGGAGUUAUUCAAUUUGCGUACACCUGCAUCCAAGAUCAUCCCGUGUGGAAAAAUCAACAGUUCUGGGAGGACGCUUUCUAUCAUGACGUGCAAAACUUCAUCAAGGAACUAUAUCUCCCCCGACAGAUUUCGGAAAAGUCCUACAGCAGUUGGGCAACUGAUACAAAUGGCCUUGUGCAUUCGGUUUCUCGUGAUAAACUGGAUCGUUCGACGUUACUGUCACGUGCUCAAGAACCGUCUGCUCUAGAGAUCGCCGCUGAUCAGAUGCGAAUCUGGCCCACCGUUGAUCUGGAUAAACAGCAGGAGCUCAUCAGCUCCGAGGAGAAAACUCUGUACAGUCAAGCGAUACAUUACGCCAAUAGGAUGGUGUUUCUGCUGAUACCACAGGACGUCAAUCAGGGUGGAAGAGUUCAAAAACUAGACUCACAUGCAGAUGACGACGCUAGUGUUUCAAAUAGUGUGAUAGAAUCCCAUAGUCAUAGCGAUCACAGUGACGAAGGUUUCGAGGAUAACGAUCCUAGCGAAGUAGGGCAACAAGUCGCAAAAAUGGUGUGCAAAUUUAUCGAUCGGGUCUGCAACGAAGGGAACGUGACGCCAGAGCAUCUGCGAAAUUUACACCAAAUGGUCCCCGGCGUUAUACAAAUGCACAUUGAAACCUUAGAAGCCGUGAAUCGAGAAGCAAAGCGAAUACCUCCAAUCCAAAAACCCAAGCUGCAGUUUCCUAAUUUCCUCCAAGGUGAAGAACUCAUCGGAGACCCGAUGCGAGUUUACUUGCUCGCAGAUGGUCGCGAAGACAAGGAAGUCGGAACAUCGAAUCUUCUACCGGCGGAGGGUGCUCUCUACCUGACCAACUACCGUAUCGUGUUCAAGGGAAGUCCCUGCGAUCCGUACUGCUGCGAGCAAAGCGUCGUACGAGCGUUCCCGAUUUCCUCGCUUACCAAAGAAAAGCGCCUUACGGUGAUCUACCUACAGCAUCUGGAGCAAGUCCUGCAGGAAGGCAUGCAACUGCGAUCGUGCACGUUCCAGCUGAUCAAGGUAGCAUUCGACGAGGAAGUGAUUGCCGAUGCGAUCGAAGCGUUCCGAAAAACGAUCAACCGAGUGCGACAUCCGGAGGAUGAGUUUGGACAUUUCGCGUUUGCUACCACCCAUGGAAUAACGAAUCCGACGCCUUUGCAUAAAGUAAAGGAAAAGAACGGUACAUUGAAAGAUUUUGCGAAGAAAACUUUGUUGAGGACCGCUAAAAAGGCAGGUUUUAAGCAGAAAGGUGCGACAAAGCGGAAAUACAUUCUUCCUGGCGCAGAUUUCGAGGAGACAUAUGGAAGUAGUGCAAUGGGAAUCAAUGAAAAUCCGGAGGAUGAAGACGGAUCUGAUGACGGGGCAGACACCAUGCCACGUGUGACGGCCAAGGAUGUGGAAAGACUCAAAGAACGAAGCUAUGUCAAGGAUUGGCUCCGGGUUGGUUUGGGAGAUGUUCAAGCAGGAUACCGGAUAAGCUCGAUAAACUGUAACUAUAGCUUAUGUCGAACGUACCCAGCAAUGUUGGUAUGUCCAAAGGAUGUGUCAGAUGAUAGUUUGAGAAAUCUCUCCCGUUGUUACAAACACCAUCGAAUACCGGUCGCAACGUGGCGUCACAAAAAUGGAGCAACGUUAUUAAGAGGUGCAGUACCCCUUGCCAAAGGUGUUAUGGGAAUGCUCAAGGGUCAUCCAGGUUCGUCGAAUAAUUCAGCGGAUUCUGCAAGCUUCCACGAACAGGACCGUUACUUCGUUUGUGUUAUUAAAACUACUCCCCACACUCGUCCGAUUCGGCAUACGGGAAAUUUCUCCGAUUCAAACCUUUCUCUUGAUUCGCUAGCUUUGGCAGCUAACGGUCUGAUGACUCGGACGGAUAAUUCGACUCUAACACCAGAUAUAAGCCGUAAGAAUAACGUUGGUCUCUAUUCGAUUAACAAUUCAUCUUUCUCCAGCUUUGGAGCACUACGACCUACCCCCAAACAGAAUAAAUGGGGCUCGUUGAAACCUGGUGGCCAUACGAGUGCAGCCACCUUGCGAGAUUACAGCAACUGGGAUCAGCCCCAACAAUAUACCAUCCAACGUGUGCCAUUAUACUUCCUCGGUGAAAAAUCUCAAUCCAAAUCAGCCAAGCUGUCGGAAAUGUACGCCGAGUUUAUCCCUGUUGACUAUACCGAUGUACGACACUCGCGGACCGCUUUCAAAAAGCUGAUGCGAGCUUGUCUUCCUUCCUGCAUAAACACGGAACCCGACCAAACCUUCAACAAGCUUGUAGAACAAUCUGAGUGGCUCCAGCAAAUUCGAGGACUUCUGCAACUGUCCGGCGCCGUCGUAGAUCUCAUGGACCUCCAAGAAUCCAGCGUGACUCUAGCCUUGGAAGACGGUUGGGACGUAACUGCCCAAAUUUCCUCACUUGCUCAAUUGUGUCUGGAUCCGUAUUAUCGAACCAUCGACGGGUUCCGGGUCCUGAUCGAAAAAGAAUGGCUAGCCUUCGGUCAUCGCUUUGGCCAUCGAAGUAAUCUCAAGCCGAACAGCAGUUCGGGUUCACCAUUUGCUCCUACCUUUUUACAGUUCCUCGACGCUGUUCAUCAAAUCCAAUCACAAUUUCCUCUCGCAUUUGAGUUCAAUGAAUUCUACCUUCGCUUCCUGGCGUACCAUCACGUGAGUUGCCGUUUUCGAACGUUCCUGUUCGAUUGCGAACUGGAACGGGUCGAUUACGGCAUCACAGCCAUAGACGACAAACGUGGAUCACUCAACUCGCACCACAAACACGUCGUAGAAGCCCUUACUGUUUCGGAUGACGAUAACAUCUACCCUGGAGGACUGGGCGGCAGUGGAGUUGGCCGCGGUAACCACGCAUCCAAUACUCAAAAAUUCGGACCAUCGCUCUUCGAUUACAUCGAGCGACAGCACGCCAAGAAUCCGAGUUUCUACAACUUUAUGUACACUCCGGACCCAGACCGGCAGGUGCUUCGACCACAAAGUUCAAUACCAAUGUUGGAGAUCUGGUCGUAUUACUUAGACGAAGAGCUAGCUCAGGGACCACCGUACGAUCCGGAACUUCUGAACAACGACAACCUGGAUGAGGACAGUGACUAUGCUAGUGCGGGAAGCAUGACCAACAAGCAUCCUCGGCGGAAGGUGGUCUCCGUUGGUUACGACAGUUUGAACAAGUACGACGCCGAUGCUUUCACGCGCUUAUUGGAAGAGUUGAAGAAUGCUGAAGCAGAACGGGGCUUGCUACCGCAGAAGUGGCGCCAAGUUUGGGACAAACUUGAACUGCCACACUCGGACUCACUGACGAGGCAUGCUUCGUUUAGUAGUGCGCUGGUCAGAUCGCACGGCCGAUUGCUGCACAAAAGAUCUACUCUGGAGAUCAUCAUGCGCGGUCGUCAGGUCGGAUAUCAUCAGGAGAAUUUCUUGCAUCCACAUCGCUUCGAAAAACAUGCCUAUUCAGCACCGAUCAACUGCAAUCACUGUGGCAAUGUUCUGUGGGGUCCACUACUUAAUGGUUUGAGAUGUGUCGAUUGUGGGAACACUUACCACGAAAAAUGUGCGGAAUCGGUGCCGAAGAAUUGCACCAAGUACAAAGCGGUCGAAGGUACCCAGCCAACGUUGGCGAGGAAUCAGGGAGACAACAAUAGCGUUUCAUCUAGCGUGAACACCACGAACACGACAAGUCAGCAUUACUACGAGCAGUACAGCAGUAAUGUGGCGGAUGACCGAACGCAUGAGGGGUACUUGUACAAACGGGGUGCAAUACUGAAGAACUGGAAGCAAAGGUGGUUUGUGUUGGACUCGCAUAAACAUCAGCUGAGAUAUUACGAUGCAAUGGAGGACAGCAACUGCAAGGGAUAUAUUGAACUAGCCGAAGUGCAAUCAGUGGCGCAGGCACCACCUCAGGCAGCUCCGGUGCCGUCUAAGAAAAUUGACGAGAAAGCUUUCUUCGAUCUAAAAACAAGCCGUAGGACGUACAAUUUUUACGCGGCAGACGCAACUAGCGCCCAGGAGUGGAUCGAAAAAAUUCAGGCCUGUCUGCAGUAAAGCGGUAUUACCAGACUACAUAUUUCGUAUUUCCGUGUGUGCGGUAGAAACAUACAUUAAUGGAGUAAAAUGGUAGACUAUAAUAGGAAAUCACUACAAAAUAUGAAAAAAAAAACUAAAGAUUUUCCCAACGGAUUUCGAAAGUGGAACAGUAAGCGAACAUACUCAUCUAAAAUAAGACACAGAAAAAUAGAAUCAAUCAAACACCCACAUUUAAACAAAAAAAAAACAGAAAAAAAUCAUAUCAACAUGAACGUCCGAAUUAUAAAUUCGGAAUGAAUUAGUAACUGUGCGUUGCUUCGUUUGUUCUUUGAAUAGUUUUCUGAUCGACCGAACAGAGCACAGAAAGGCGACCUACGACAAGCGAAGCGAAGGAUAUUCUUAAUAAAAGUAUUUUAAGUGUUCGUUCACCUGUUCAGUCAUUGUUAGAUGAAACUCGAUAUUUUACGUGAUAUUUUCGCUAAUGUUCGGAAUAGGUAAAGAAACUUUCACGGGAUCGACUAGAGACUAGUGUCAUAUUACAAGGUAUGUGUAUUAAAACAUUGGAACAUUCUUAAAGAAAGAUAACUAUUACGUGAAAUCCUGUACUGCUUUUGGAUUGGGGUGUCCAGGGAUGUCAAUGUUUGAAAAAUAAAUCAGUGAGAUGGUGAUGUUAAAUAUGAAAAUAACAUUACGAUAGGUACCCCAUUGUUUUUUUUUAUGAUUUAGCACUAAUUUUACAACAUUGACAGUUUGGCCCACCCCAACCUGCAAGGAUAUACCAAAAGAUGUUUUGUCGUAUGCUUUUAUUUCAGUGUUUGAACGCAUUUAUUCUUUUUUCCAUUGAAACUAAGGAAAAAUUGAAUUCUUUUAGAAAGAAUUUAUUGCUUUUUAUAUGGCGUUUCUCCUUUUGGCAAAUAGUAAUUAAAACAUACUGCACUGUGCUAGAUGGGGAGGCUUUUUAUAUAGCUUAUUUGUAAUAUACAUAUGUAAAAAUGUUUAUGUUAGUAGUAGUUAUAGUUUAUCGUUUAUAAGUGUUGAAAUCAGUUCUUUGUUAGAUUUUUAAUUCCUAAGAAUUAGAGGAUGUGUGAGAAGAAACAGCUCAAAUAUUAUGCAUUAGGUAAUUGAGAGAAUACUGCAAGCCUAACUCAUAAUGGUUUACAACAAUAAGCUUCACCAGUUUUUGAUUUCCUUAAUUUUUUGUUUCCACAGCAAAACCUGUCACAUGUGAUAUUCGACUUUAUAUACAAACUUGCUUUGCA